AUGUCCGCGCCCUCGUCGAGCGCCGCCGCCGCCGCCGCUGGUCCAUCUGCAGGAUGGCAACCGCAGCAGCAAGUGCAGCAGCACAACGACGCCGCGGCGGCAGCAGCCGGCGCGGCAGGCACGUCGACGACCACGGCGCUCUGUGUGCAGUGCCACACGCCACAGACUCGCUUCUACUGCGCCGACCCUUGCCUGACGAAGCGUCUCGCCGCACAUCGCACCGACGUCGCUCGGCUGGCUGCCAUGCGCGACCGAGCACGCGCCUGGGCCGAGGCGGCGCUCGGCGAUGCUGCUACCGCUCGCCUGCCGAGGCGGUACGAGCCGCUGGGCGAUCCCUUUGGCGAGCCUGAGGAGGCGAGCGCGGUGGGCAGCAGCAGCGCGUUGAGCCUGCCUCCGCCAAGUCCCGUUGCUGGACAUGCAGCGCGCGCUGCAAAGGCACGCAGGGCAGCGCUGCUCCUCGAGAUCGAGGCGGCUCAGCUUGCGACCAGCGAGGCCCGCGAACGAGAGGCCGCAAGUCGCGAACAGCUGCAUGAGCGCGCCAAGGCGCUUCGGCAGAGGCGCCAGGCGCUGGCGAGCGCCAGACGCAUCUUGCGCGGACCUGAUGCGCAUUCGGAGACACGCCGCAGCCCCGGGGCGUGGCCGGAGCGCAAGACGGCGGCGGGGGCGGAGGCUCUGGACCCUGCGACCAGCAGUCCGGAUGCUGUCAGGCUGCGCGCAGAGAUCGAGGCGCUGCAGACAAGGAGCGCGGAGGUGGCGGCAGAGCUUGCUCGAGCGCGUGCUGCACGCGCACGCGAAGCGCUCUCCAUCUUUGCCGUCUCGCCACCGUCUGCCAGCUUCGCCAAUGCCGGCGGUCUCUCGAGCACGAGUGCGGCUGCGCUUGCGCGUGCACAGCGCAGUCGCGAGCGCUACCUGCCAAAUGCCGCCGCCGCAGCAGCACCCAUGCCCGGUGCCUUUGACCUGCGUGGCCGCGCGGCGCUGCCAGCUCAGACUGGCAUUGCUGCUGCAGCCUCUGCAGCGUUGGCCACGGCCUCCUCGGCCAAGUCGAACGACUGGAGCAUCGUCGGCCUCGUCCUGCCGGUGCCCGACGACAUUCGACGAUUUCCGCGCGAGGCGACCAAUGGUGCCGUCACCCACACUGCGCAUCUGUUGCACAUCCUCAGCGCGUAUCUUGGUAUACAGCUGCCGUUCGCUGUUGCCUCUGCCGUUGGCGCCAGCACGAUACGGCCGCAUCCGCUCUGGUCGAUCAGCUCAGGACGCAAGGCCUCGUUGCAUCUCUCCAGCUCGGCGUACAGCGUACUCGCAGCGCCUCCUCCUGGCACGAGCGGAGGCGGCGUGGCUGCGCUUGGCGCCUCGACGCUUUCGACACUCGAGUCGUUUGUGCAGCUUCCAGGCGGUACGCACUUCUCGUGGGGCCUAGCCUCUGCGCUCUAUCCCAAUGCCGGCAAUGCCUCACCGCAGAGCACCGACAAUGCGGCACGCGCAGCUAAGCCUGCUGCGCCCGUUGAGGAUCCAGCACGAGCGGCGGCACGAGAGUUCUGUGAUGCCCUGACGAUGCUCGCGUAUAAUGCAGCCUACCUGGCGCACACGCAGGGCGUGCGGAUAGAUGUCGGAAUGGCGGCAGGCAGCUCGCUGCGCUUGAUCUCGCGCGCUGUCGGCAGCGCUGAGCUCGGCAGCCGCGCCCAUACCACGCAGCAUCAGCCAGCGCACAUUGCGCACCUCUCCUUCCCCGAGCUCGACUAUGCCGCUCUCCACCGCGCGCACAAUCCCGAGGAGCGCGGCGAGGCGGCCGAAGCGAGCAAGCGCUCGUCGCGCAAGGGCCCGAAGCUGCUGGAGGAGAGCUACGUCGACGCGGGUCAGGCGGCUGCCUCGAUUCUCAACAUCAAGGCUGCCGAAGGAACGCCGGCUAAGGCAGCCGUUGCGGCUCCUGCAGCAAGCAAUAACGCCCGCCCGAUCGAGGGGCGCAAGACAGCCGCCGCUCGUCCGGAUCUCAAGUCGAGCGUGCUGCCCGUGCGCGGCCCGCACCCCAGUGCCGUCACGGCAGCACCGGCAGAUCUGAGCUUCCUUUCUACGCACAAGGCGCGGCCGGACAAGAGCGCCGGCAAGUCGACACGAGCAGAGGCUCUGGGUGCUGCCUCGCGGCGCAGCGCAGCGACUACACCGGCAGCCACGCCUCAGGGCGAGCCUCGAAAGUCGGCUGCUGCCAAGCCUGCCGCGAGCCCCAGCAGCGCCGGCGGAGUGCUCUUCAACGGCGUCGUCGUCGGCGCCGGCGAUCUUGGUGGGCCAGGCGACGCGGCAUCUUCGGCGCGCAGAGACAAGGUCCGGAACAUUGACGACGAGUGGCACGUCUUGUAG
This is a messenger RNA of Tilletiopsis washingtonensis, 2352 nucleotides long. RefSeq lists its product as hypothetical. Bases 1 to 2352 code for a protein of 783 amino acids. Lineage: Eukaryota; Fungi; Basidiomycota; Exobasidiomycetes; Entylomatales. The record is from RefSeq and is a predicted model, not a curated record. Gene Ontology annotation, cellular component: lytic vacuole; endosome. The transcript has 4 exons. Gene Ontology annotation, molecular function: SNARE binding. Gene Ontology annotation, biological process: SNARE complex assembly.